Messenger RNA from Wyeomyia smithii (pitcher-plant mosquito), 2184 nucleotides. Its product is annotated as transcription factor grauzone-like. Gene Ontology annotation, molecular function: DNA-binding transcription factor activity; zinc ion binding. Lineage: Eukaryota; Metazoa; Arthropoda; Insecta; Diptera; Culicidae. The transcript is spliced from 3 exons. Gene Ontology annotation, cellular component: nucleus. Bases 151 to 1758 code for a protein of 535 amino acids. The record is from RefSeq and is a predicted model, not a curated record.
AUAAACGUCAUAUGAGAAACAGUUUUAUAUACGCUGAAUUGUAUUGAUAAUUUUCCUUUUAUAAAAAUAUCAACAUAGCUGAAAAAAAUAACAUGCUUACGGAUCGUUGAAAACAUUUUUUGGAAGCGGUUUGGUGGAACAAAGGCUGCCAUGGAAGCUGUCCUUAACAGUUGUCGACUGUGCUUGAUUGCCAACGUAAACAAUCCCGCUGAUAGCAAUAAUACCUCCUUCUCCAUUGUAAACAGCAUUGAAACGACUCCUCUUAGAGAACAACUCAGUCGGGUUUUCAAUUUUACGUUUGAUCGAAUGACCCAACUUCCGAAACAUGUGUGCGAGCAGUGUUGUACAAUUGUCUGCGAUUUUCAUCGGUUUUCUGAAAUGGUGCAGAAAAAUCAGAUAUACUUGCGCUCGUUGAUGAACACCUUCACUGAAGUAAAAGCCGAUCCUGCAGAAGAAACUGAUCCUGAUAACAAAGAAGAUUUGAUACCGCCGGAUAUGGUCAAAAUCGAACCGGAUCUGCAUGCGGAAAUUAUGGUUACUGAAGAAACUGAGUGGAAGAGAAGUGGCGAAAAUGUAGAUAAUGACGACGAUGAUAAUUGUGAAACUAAUGUCGGUAGCGACGAUGACAGUGAUGGAGACGAGGACUGGAAACCUGCAGAAGAGGAAGAAGAAGGUGUUAAUAAAGGCAACAGAAUAUUAAAAGUUAAAAGGAAAUAUAUAAGGAAGACACCAAUCAAAUCAAAAAAAGUGAAAAAAGAGUCCGGUCAUGAUCCUUCGAAAGAGUACAGAAGUAAACCGAAAAAUGAAAUCGAAGAAGAAGAUCGUCAGAUUUUGGAAUACUUCAAAUUUGCAUGUGAACUCUGCCAUGAAACAACACUGACAUUUAUCGAACUAAGAAGGCACUUUCGUGAAAAACACAAUCAGAAAGGCUAUCAUAGGUGCUGCAACAAAAAGUUGUUCAAAAGAUGCCACCUAUUAGAACACAUUCAGGUUCAUCUGAAUCCAAACUUGUACGGAUGCGAUCUGUGUCCCAAGAGUUUUAGAUCCAAGGAAUAUCUCCAGCUGCACAAAAUGCAAUCACAUGCUUCAGAGGUGGAUCGACCAUACAAAUGUGAUAAAUGUCCCAAAAGUUUUAUACAAAAGGGACAACUCUCUUCGCAUAUGGGCCGUCAUCAGAUGUAUCCGUGUACGCUGUGUGACAAAGUACUAGCCGGAAAGGGUUCGCUAACGGCUCAUAUGGUUAAUAUGCAUAGUGACAUGGGGCGCAUGAUAUGCGACACGUGUGGCCGAGAAUUUAAGACGAAACCUUGCUUCGACAAACAUGUGCGUAAACACAUGGGAAUGCUGGAAGAUACUAGUAUCGAAUGUCACGUGUGUGGCGUUGUGUUGCACAAUAAAGCCACCAUGAAAAAACACAUGAUUGCGAAACAUACCCAGACUGAUGAAGUAUUUAUUUGCAACGAGUGCGGGAAGCAGGCACCGAACAAAUUUGCUUUAGAAUCACACAAACGCAAGGUACAUUGCGAAGAAAAAUAUCAGUGCGAGUUUUGUGAAAAACGUUUUAAAAAUCCGAUUACGCUAAAAGAGCAUCGGGCAACGCACACCGGGGAGAUCCUGUAUCAAUGUCCAUUUUGUGCUAGCACAUUUAACUCGAAAGCAAACAUGUACGCUCACAAAAAGAAAGCUCACCCGUAUGAAUGGGCACAAGAACGAAUUAGCAAAGGGCAGGGUCAACGUCAGGCGCAGCUGCAAACAUAAUCUAAAACGGCGAGAAGAGUAACGAUGCUAUUUUGUAGAACAUAGGUUCAAUUCAUCGAAAAGUUAUUGCCUGAGAGUUUGAAAGAUAUAGUGAAUGGGAACCCCCAGGAUGAUAAUGGUGAGUUCAACUGUUUUUUUAUUCCUCAUUAUCCUUAUUCUCGUUUAGUGCAUUCAACGUUCAUACAAAAAGACCGAUUCGAACUAGAAGAGAUAUUUCCAAUUCAGUUAGGUUGAAUUUAUCGACAUUUGAACCAAGUACGAACCAAAAAUUUCUGAUUCUUUUAACCUAGCAAGUAUUGUUUAAAGAAUGAUACAUUCCUUUAUUUAUUUAUUAGUACAUGCUAUCGAAUGUGUCACAUAUCUGACUUUCAGCAAAUCAUCUGUUCGAGUCUUGUUAGGAUCCUUCCUCAGCAGCUUUUCUCUUCG